Engraulis encrasicolus (European anchovy) is the source of this 1089-nucleotide messenger RNA. RefSeq names its product chemokine (C-C motif) receptor 6b (gene ccr6b). Gene Ontology annotation, cellular component: membrane; external side of plasma membrane. Lineage: Eukaryota; Metazoa; Chordata; Actinopteri; Clupeiformes; Engraulidae. Gene Ontology annotation, biological process: positive regulation of cytosolic calcium ion concentration; immune response; G protein-coupled receptor signaling pathway. Bases 1 to 1089 code for a protein of 362 amino acids. Gene Ontology annotation, molecular function: C-C chemokine receptor activity; C-C chemokine binding. The record is from RefSeq and is a predicted model, not a curated record. The transcript has a single exon.
AUGUCCACAUAUGACAGUGAAUCAGAUGAAUAUGAUUAUUAUGAUGAUGAUGGUAUUUGUGAUAUUCACAAAUUCCGCGAUGAGGCGAUUACCAUACAGACCUACAUGUACUCCCUCAUCUGUAUCGUCGGUCUUCUGGGCAACAUUCUGGUCAUUGUCACCUAUGCAUUCUACAAGAAAGCCAAGUCCAUGACUGACGUGUACCUCAUCAACGUGGCUCUCGCGGACCUCAUGUUUGUGGUGGCCCUGCCCAUGAUAAUCUACAACGAGCAUAACCAUUGGCCCAUGGGCCCCACUGCCUGCAAGCUUCUGAGAGGCACCUACAGCAUCAACCUCUACAGUAGCACGCUGCUCCUGGCCUGCAUCAGCGGCGACCGCUACGUGGCCAUAGUGCAGGCCAGAAAGUCCUUCGGCCAACGGUCCUACGGGCUGGUGUACAGCCGACUUGCCUGCCUCGCCAUCUGGGCACUGGCGGUCGGCCUGUCCAUGCCCACCUUCAUGUACUACGACACCUACGAGGAGGACAGAGAAAUCCAGUGCAGCUUCAAAUUUAGCAGCAACAACACAGACACUGCCAAGCUGAUGAAGGUGCUGGUCCCCAGCACGCAGAUAACCGUGGGCUUCUUCCUGCCGCUGCUGGUCAUGGGCUUCUGCUACUCGAGCAUCAUGGUCACGCUGCUCCGCGCCAAGAACCUGGGCCGGCACAAGGCCAUCAGGGUGGUGCUGGCCGUGGUGCUGGUCUUCAUCGCCUGCCACCUGCCCUACAACGUGGCCCUGCUGGCCCACACCGCCAGCCUGUUCAAGGAGAGGUCCUGCUACGCGGAGCAGAUCAGGGUGGCCACCGUGGCGGUGAUGCAGAGCGUGGCCUACCUCCACUGCUGCCUCAACCCCUUCCUCUACGCCUUCGUCGGGGUGAAGUUCAGGGGCCACUUCAAGGGGAUUAUCAAGGACCUGUGGUGCAAGGGGAAGAGUUACAUUAACAACAACACCACUUCGAGGCAGACGGAGGAUUUCUACAUCCCGGUGGUGUCAAGGUUCCAGGCACCAGAGGGCCACCAAAGUGAAAAUCCGUCGUCUUUCACUAUGUGA